AUGCCAGCCCUACCUGGUGUGUUCCAGGAGCUGAGCUGGGCGGUCCACUAUCUCGACUGGUGGCUUGAAUCGGUGGGAGUUGAGAGGAAUCUCGCCUCGACGUGCGCGUGGACUACCACAGCCCCGCCUGCAGGACUGCGUGACGGUGUCGGCUCCAAGGUCCAAAGGAUGGUCUCCUCCCUGUCCCCACUCACACCCCCGCUGUGCCGGCCUCUUAGACCACGCUUCGUUCCGGCCAUCAUCCAAAUCAACCAACAGAUCAGCUCCCCCGCCAAUGAGUUAUACUCGGCGGCGACUGUCAAGACGAUGAGAAAGAUGAGGCUGUGGCACACCAACUGCAAACCCACACUGGUUCGGCCCGGCCGCCUCGUUGACCAAUUACAAUCCACCAGUGGAAGACCAGAGACCGUUGAAAGCAACCAAACAAAACCAGAGACGGGACGUACCAAGCCUAUUCGAGUCAUCACAGUGCCUUGGUCCACUGGCGAACAACCCUUCCAUUAUCACGAUCAAUUGGCCUAUCGUAUUUACCAUAGGGAACAUCACUGCUCUCAUAAGCCAUUGAAAAAUCACUACUAUAUGGAAGCCUCUGUCAUAGAUACAGCGUAG
Messenger RNA from Morchella sextelata, 609 nucleotides. RefSeq lists its product as uncharacterized. The record is from RefSeq and is a predicted model, not a curated record. Bases 1 to 609 code for a protein of 202 amino acids. NCBI's taxonomy places the organism in Eukaryota, Fungi, Ascomycota, Pezizomycetes, Pezizales, Morchellaceae. The transcript is spliced from 5 exons.